This is a messenger RNA of Oenanthe melanoleuca, 2129 nucleotides long. It is a transcript of the gene PCGF2, whose product is annotated as polycomb group ring finger 2. Gene Ontology annotation, cellular component: PRC1 complex. Gene Ontology annotation, biological process: negative regulation of transcription by RNA polymerase II. The transcript is spliced from 10 exons. Gene Ontology annotation, molecular function: promoter-specific chromatin binding. The record is from RefSeq and is a predicted model, not a curated record. Lineage: Eukaryota; Metazoa; Chordata; Aves; Passeriformes; Muscicapidae. The coding region runs from base 201 to 1211 and encodes 336 amino acids.
AAAUAAUAAAAUAAAAUAAAAAAAAAGGGCCGCGGCCGCAGCGGCUCCCGAGCCGAGCCGAGCCGAGCCGAGCCGAGCCGAGCCGAGCCCAGCCGAGCCGAGCCCAGCCGAGCCCAGCCGAGCCCAGCCGAGCGGCGGGAGCGGAGGGGCGGCCGCGGGGCCGCCGCCACCAGGGAGGAUCCGCCCGCGGCUGCUCCAAGAUGCACAGAACCACCCGCAUCAAGAUCACGGAGCUCAACCCCCACCUGAUGUGCGCCCUGUGCGGCGGCUACUUCAUCGACGCCACCACCAUCGUGGAGUGCCUGCACUCCUUCUGCAAAACCUGCAUCGUUCGUUACCUGGAGACCAACAAGUACUGCCCCAUGUGCGAUGUGCAGGUGCACAAAACCCGGCCCCUGCUCAGCAUCAGGUCGGACAAAACCCUCCAGGACAUCGUGUACAAACUGGUCCCGGGGCUUUUCAAAGAUGAGAUGAAGAGGAGACGUGAUUUCUACACCACCUACCCGGUGGCGGAGGUUCCGCUGGGCGCGCAGGAGGAGCGCGGCGAGGCGGCCGAGCGGGAGCGGGAGCGGCAGCGGGAGCGGGGGGCGGUGCCCGAGGACGAGAUCGUCAGUCUGUCCAUCGAGUUCCACCGCGACCCCAGCGAGGAGCAGAAAGGCGCCGAGGAGAACGGGGACCUGGACAAGGACAAGGCCCCGCCGUGCCCCCCGGGCCCCGCGCUGCGGUUCCUGCGCUGCCCGGCCGCCAUGACCGUGCUGCACCUGGCCAAGUUCCUGCGCAACAAGAUGGACGUGCCCAGCAAGUACCGGGUGGAGGUGCUGUACGAGGACGAGCCCCUGAAGGAGUAUUACACCCUGAUGGACAUCGCCUACAUCUACCCCUGGAGGAGGACCGGUCCCCUGGCGCUCAAGUACCGCGUCCAGCCCGCCUGCAAGCGGCUCCGGCUGUGCCCGGCCGUGCCACCCUCCGAGGGCACCAACACCAGCGGCGCCUCCGAGUGCGAGUCGGGCAGCGACAAAGCGCAGAGCCCCGGGCUGGCAUCGCCCCCCGGGCUGGCAUCGCCCCCCGGGCCCGCCCUCAACGGCUCCGCCUCGAACUGUCACCCGCUGCCACCCAAUUGUCACCCGAUGCCGCCCACUUGUCACCCGCUGCCACCCGCCCGCGGCCGCAAAACCGCCCUGAACGGCAGCGCGGGCUCGGCCCUGAGCUAAAACCCUCCUGGGACUCGAAAAAUCCUCCUGGGACUCUGAAAAACCCUCCUGGGACUCAAAAAAAUCAUCCUGGGACUCAAAAAAAUCAUCCUGGGACUCUGAAAAAAUCAUCCUGGGACUCUGGAAAAUCAUCCUGGGACCCUCCUGGGACUCCGAAAAAUCAUCCUGGGACUCCGAAAAAUCCCCAUGGGACUAAAAAAAUCAUCCUGGGACUCAAAAAAAUCAUCCUGGGACUCUGAAAAAUCAUCCUGGGACUCCGAAAAAUCCCCAUGGGACUCCAAAAAAAUCAUCCUCGGACUCCGAAAAAUCGUCCUGGGACUCAAAAAAAUCAUCCUGGGACUCUGAAAAAUCAUCCUGGGACUCCGAAAAAUCGUCCUGGGACUCAAAAAAAUCAUCCUGAGACUCGGAAAAAUCCUCCUGGGACUCAAAAAAAUCAUCCUGGGACUCAAAAAAAUCAUCCUGGGACUCCGAAAAACUCUGCAGGGGCUGCUAAAAAUCAUCCUGGGAUUGCUAAAAAUCCUCCUGGAAUUCCCGCAGACCCUCUAGGGAUGCUGGAGAUUCACGAGAGGUCCCUAAAAAAAUCCUCCAGAUCCUCCAGGGAUCCCUAAAAAAUCCUCCAGGAAUCUUAUGGAUCCUCCAGGGAUUCCUCCAGAUCCUCUAGGGGUUCCUGAAAUUCCUCCUGGGAUUCCUGAAAAUCCUCCAGGGAUCCUGCAGACCCUCCAGGGAUUCCUAAAACCCCUGGAUUAGGGAUUAGGGAUUCCCAAAACCCCUCCAGGUGUUCCCGAAGGGGGAUUCCCAUGGAGAAUUCCUUGCAGAGCUCUAUAAAUACCUUUGUGUACAUAGGGAGACAGAGAGCAGAGUUCUACGGACUUAUUUUCUAAUUUAAAAGCUCAAAGAAGACACAGAAAUGGCGGUGGA